This is a messenger RNA of Hyla sarda, 637 nucleotides long. RefSeq names its product signal peptidase complex subunit 1 (gene SPCS1). The record is from RefSeq and is a predicted model, not a curated record. Lineage: Eukaryota; Metazoa; Chordata; Amphibia; Anura; Hylidae. Gene Ontology annotation, biological process: protein targeting to ER. The transcript has 4 exons. Gene Ontology annotation, cellular component: endoplasmic reticulum membrane; signal peptidase complex. The coding region runs from base 188 to 487 and encodes 99 amino acids.
UAUAGGACCAUUGGGUUUCUAUAUAUUAGUGUCAGCUUGGAGUUUGCAAAGCAUCACGGGGCCGCUUCCUAUCAGGCAGUUUAGAGGACACCUACGCGGGGGCCUUCCUUGGGCUGACGCUGCUCGGUGGUCUUGUGUUUCCGGAUUGGGACCCAGUGAGAAGAGGAGACGCUGCUCAGUUGUCACAAUGAUGGAUAUAUUCGCUUCUAUCCCUACACAGAUGGACUAUAAAGGUCAAAAACUUGCAGAACAGAUAUUCCAAGGGAUAAUUCUAUUUUCUGCAGUGAUCGGCUUCAUUUACGGCUAUGUGAUUGAGCAGUUUGGCUGGACAGUGUCCAUAGUCAUCGCAGGCUUUCUUGUGUCUUCCUUGUUAACUCUUCCUCCAUGGCCGAUGUAUCGCCGCCAUCCAUUGAAAUGGUUGCCCGCCCAGGACUCUGCUACAGAUGACAAGAAACAGCAGGACAAGAAAUCCAAGAAGCACAAAUAACAGCCCACCUAAUGCCAUCACCACCAAUUCGGAGGACCACCUAUGAAAAAUGGACUUAAACUCAUAUUUUUCUGCUAAGCAGAACAUUUUGCUUAUAGGGUUUGUGUAACAGGUUAUGUCUGCAUGUCCAAUAAAGAUGCUGAGCUAUUA